This is a messenger RNA of Sinocyclocheilus anshuiensis, 7048 nucleotides long. RefSeq names its product kinesin-like protein KIF13B. The record is from RefSeq and is a predicted model, not a curated record. NCBI's taxonomy places the organism in Eukaryota, Metazoa, Chordata, Actinopteri, Cypriniformes, Cyprinidae. The transcript has 43 exons. Gene Ontology annotation, molecular function: ATP binding; microtubule motor activity; microtubule binding. The coding region runs from base 243 to 6515 and encodes 2090 amino acids. Gene Ontology annotation, biological process: microtubule-based movement.
CUCCGUCGGUCCCGUAUGUGCGUGAUUCACCUGCUCAAACGCUCCUGAAGAUCCGCUGAAGUUUAAGACGGUCGGUCUGGAAGUGUUUUAUUCCGGUCUGGAUGAGUCAAUGUCUCUGUUCUGGUCAUUUAAUCUGUAGCAGUUCCACAUGAUCACUGCUGGAAUGACACACACACAACUCCAUAACGAGCAGUCACACUCUCCAUGAACAGGAACUGGUGAGACAGGUGCAGAAGAUCUUCAUGAUGGAUGAAAGUGCUGUAAAUGAGUCUAAUGUGAAAGUGGCGGUCCGGGUGCGACCCAUGAACAGGAGAGAACGAGAUUUAAAGACAAAAUGUGUAGUGGACAUGGAAGGAAAUCAGACCAUCCUGUACCCGGCCAAUGGAAACCUGGGAAAGGGCGACAGCAGGAGCAAACCAAAGGUUUUCGCAUAUGAUUAUUGCUUCUGGUCUAUGGAUGAAGCUGAGGCAGCCAAAUUUGCAGGUCAGGAUGUGGUGUUUCAGUGUCUUGGAGAGAGUCUUUUGGACAGCGCUUUCCAAGGAUACAACGCCUGUAUAUUUGCAUAUGGGCAAACAGGCUCAGGAAAGUCGUACACGAUGAUGGGAGCGGCCGAGCAGCCGGGCCUGAUCCCGCGACUCUGCAGUUCUCUGUUCCAGCGCAGCGUACAGGAGCAGAGGGAGGGCGAGAGCUUCACCGUGGAGGUCUCCUACAUGGAGAUCUACAACGAGAAGGUGCGAGACCUUCUGGAUCCCAAAGGGAGCCGGCAGGCGUUGAGGGUCCGGGAGCAUAAGGUGUUGGGGCCGUAUGUGGACGGUCUGUCCCGCCUCGCUGUGACCAGCUACAAGGACAUCGAGUCUCUGAUGUCGGAGGGGAAUAAAUCCCGCACUGUGGCGGCCACGAACAUGAACGAGGAGAGCAGCCGCUCGCACGCUGUCUUCAACAUCAUUCUGACGCACACGCUCCGAGACCUGAAGACUGGGACGAGUGGAGAGAAGGUGAGUAAACUCAGUCUGGUGGAUCUGGCCGGCAGUGAGAGAGCUGAUAAAACUGGAGCUGGAGGAGAAAGACUCAAAGAAGGCAGCAACAUUAACAGGUCCCUCACAACUCUUGGACUGGUGAUUUCAGCCUUGGCGGAGCAGGGCGCAGGAAAAAACAAGAGUAAAUUUGUUCCGUACAGAGACUCCGUGCUCACGUGGUUACUGAAGGACAGUUUAGGAGGCAACAGUCGCACCGCUAUGGUUGCAACGGUGAGUCCAGCGGCCGACAACUACGACGAGACUCUGUCUACACUACGGUACGCCGACCGGGCCAAAAGCAUCGUUAAUCACGCCGUGAUUAACGAAGAUCCAAACGCCAGAAUCAUCAGAGAGCUGAGAGAGGAGGUGGAGAAACUCCGCAGCCAGCUGACCGAGGCUGAGUCAAUGAAAGCUCCUGAGCUCAAAGAGAGACUGGAGGAGUCAGAGAAGCUGAUCCAGGAGAUGACUGUGAGCUGGGAGGAGAAACUCAGGAAGACUGAGGAGAUCGCACAGGAGCGACAGAAGCAGCUGGAGAGUUUGGGAAUUUCUCUGCAGUCAUCUGGGAUCAGAGUCAUUGAUGAUAAAUGCUUCCUGGUCAACCUGAACGCAGACCCCGCCCUCAACGAGCUGCUCGUCUAUUACUUAAAGGAACACACUCGUGUGGGUUCUGCAGACUCUCAGGACAUUCAGUUGUGUGGUUUGGCAAUUCAACCGGAGCAUUGUGUUAUAGACAUCAAACUAGAGACGGGAGUCACGCUCAGCCCGAAGAGAAACGCUCGCACAUGUGUGAACGGCGCUGUGGUCUCGUCUCCCGUCCAGCUGCAUCAUGGGGAUCGAAUCCUCUGGGGAAACAACCACUUCUUCAGGAUCAGCGUGUCGAAUGUGUUUCGUGUUGGUGUGGAGGAUGAGGAGGGCAGUGUGACGAAGGCUGGUCUUCACGCUGAGCAUCUGGAUGUGGAUCGUCUCAGUCACGCCUCCAGUGACAACAGCUUCAGUUUUGAGUCGGCACAGACUGAAGUCAUGAUGAAAGCGCUGGGAAGCGACGAGCCGCAGCAGUCGGUGCUUCACUCUCUGGAGCGCAGGCAUGAGGAGGAGAAGCGCUCAGCUCUGGAGCGACAGCGGAUGAUGUACGAGCAGGAGCUGCAGCAGCUGCGCAGACGCCUGUCGACAGAGCUGCAGACGCAGCACCAGCGCAGCAGCGAGCAGCUCAACGCCAGCCUGGGCUCCUCUCAGAGCCCACUGUGCCAGUGGAGUGACGGGAGAGAGGUUUUGAUGAAUCGAAGUCUGCGUAAGCUCAAAGAGCAGAUCGUGAAGGCCAAUCUGCUGGUUCGGGAGGCUGGAUUCAUCUCUGAAGAGCUCAACAAGAAAACUGAAUAUAAAGUCACACUGCAGAUACCGGCUGCAAACCUCAACGCCAACCGCAAGCGGGACAUGGUUCUGAGCGAGCCGGCGGUGGAGGUGAGGAGGAAGAGCAAAGGCAAGCAGAUCUGGUCCAUGGAGAAGAUGGAGAACCGGCUGCUGGACAUGAGAGAGCUCUAUCAGGAGUGGAAAGACUAUGACGAGGACAAUCCUGCCAUGCGCUCCUACUUCAAGCGUGCCGAUCCGUUCUUCGACGAGCAGGAGAAUCACAGUCUGAUCGGUGUGGCCAACGUCUUCCUAUCCUGUCUGCUGUAUGACGUCAAGCUGCAGUACGCAGUUCCCAUCAUCAACCAGAAGGGGGAGGUGGCGGGUCGGCUUCACGUAGAAGUGGAGCGUCUGAGCGGAGAACUAGAGGAGUGUGAGACGGGAGGCUCUGAGAUCAGUCCAGACGGCGAGACGCAAGAACGCAAACUCACCUGCAUGAUCAAGGUGUUGCAGGCGACAGGAUUGCCUCAGCACCUCUCCAACUUCGUUUUCUGUCAGUAUCAUUUCUGGGAGCAGCAGGAACCCGUGUUUAUCGCCCCUGAAGUGGGUCUGACGGCCCCCAGCAGCAGAGAGCCGCAGAGUCUGGUGGUGUUUGACAACUGCAAGACUCUAGAAGUGGCCGUAACCGAAGACUUUCUGGAGUUUCUGAUGGAGGGCGCCGUGGCGGUUGAAGUUUAUGGUCACAAACAGGCAAAUCCGCGCAGGAAUCUGGCUCUCUGGGACCUGGGGGUGAUUCAGGCAAAGACUCGCUCUCUCAGAGAGAGGUGGAGUGAAGUGACCCGCAGGCUGGAGCUCUGGGUUCAGAUCCUGGAGCUGAAUGAUGCUGGAGAGUUUGUGCCGGUGGAGGUUCAGUCAGCUAAGGACUUCUGCACAGGAGGAAUAUUUCAGCUCAAACAGGGUCAGUCCAGGCGUGUUCAGGUGGAGGUGCGUUCGGUCCAGGACUCCGGCACCAUGCCUCUGAUCACCGAGUCUGUGCUCAACAUCUCCAUCGGCAAUGUGGAGGUCCAUCAGACUCGAACUGGCAAAAUCACAGAGACCCAGAGGGUGGGAGAUAAAGAUGUGGACAGUUAUCAGGAGGUUGAUCUGGAGAGACUGAGAGCUCGGUGGCUCACAGCUCUAACUGAACGACAGGAAUAUCUGGACCAACGUCUUCAGAAACUUGUUGGCAAGCACGAUAAGUCAGAAGAGGAUGUGGAGAGCGAGUCGCAGCUGCUGGAGUGUCGUCUGACGCUAACGGAGGAGAGAAACGCUGUGCUGGUGCCCUCUGCUGGCAGCGGUAUCCCAGGAGCCCCGGCAGAGUGGGCUCCUGUGCCAGGAAUGGAGACGCACAUCCCAGUCAUCUUCCUGGACCUCAGCGCUGAUGACUUCCGUGAUCAUCUGUCCGCUCCUCUAGCUGGAGGUCUAGAUGCUGCACUCGACAGAGAAGAUAAAGAUGAUUUCAUGGACUUACAGAUAGUCAAAUACUAUGAUAAUGAGGUGAAGACAGAGGCAUCAUGGGACUGCACCGUUCAUGACAGUCCUGAGCUAAAUCGAGUGACGGGGCCAGAUCUCAGGAUUUACCUCACAGUCCGCACCAUGGUUCUGCUCAGUCAUCCCGCACAAAUGCAGCUGGUCCUGCGCAAGCGCAUCUGCGUGAACCUCACCGGACGACAGGGCUUUGCUCAAAGUCUGCUGAGGAGAAUGUCUCACCGCAGCUCGAUUCACGGCUGUGGAGUCACGUUUGAGAUCGUCUCAAAUAUCCCAGGGGACAUUCAGAGCUCAGAGGACAGAGAGAUGCUCGCCCGACUGGCCGCCAGCACCGACAACCCAGGAGCCGACAGUGAAGCCGCCAUCGAGAAAUACCUGCGGAGUGUGUUAGCAGUAGACAACAUCCUCACGCUGGACCGCCUCAGACAGGAGGUUUCGGUGAGGGAGCAUCUAUCAGAUAAAGGAAAGAUUCCCAAACGCUGCCUCAGUUCACCAAAUGUACACCGGCUCUCUGGCAGCAGGAAAGAUCUGUCCACCAGCCAAGACUCAGAAGACAAUAAAGGUGGUUGGGACAGUCGGCAGGAGAUUUCUGUGCUAACAUUAGCCACGAAGAGCCCAUCUCACUCAGCGUCGGUACAAAACCAAAACUCAGAGCCAGGUCUCUCAGGAUUUGCUGCAUCUUAUUUCUCCCCAGUGAAAGCUCUAGUGUCUCCAGUACCCAAGAUGUUCAAAUCUCUGUUGUCCAAGAAAGAGGAGAAGAAAGAGACGCCUCCUCCUGCUGCCUUUGAGCAGAAUGUGCCACGUAUUGUUGUUCAGUCUGUCAGUCUUGAAGACAUCAACAGCUAUGAACUGACUCCACAGUCUCCUUCAAAAUACAUAUUUCCCAUAUUUCCGGUUAUUCCUGAUAAAGUAGAGACCACUGAAGCAUCCACCAUAUCCUCAGAAACCACGUCUGACAUCCAGAUAAGCCAUGCUAUGGAAACUCCAAUUUCAGAGAAUCCAGAGAAUGUUAAGGAGAUUCUGUUGCCUCACCUUCCUCAAGAAGUUAAAGAAGUUCCAACUCUUUCUGUUCCUCCAGUGGUUGAGGAAGUUCUACCAUCUAAUCUUUCUCCAGAAGUUGAGGUUCCACCUCCUAAUCGUUCUUCAGAGGUUGAGGAGGUUCUACAUCCAUCUGUUCCUCAAGUGAUUGAGGAAGUUCUACCAUCUAAUCUUUCUUCAGAUGUUGAGGUUCCACCUCCUAAUCGUUCUUCAGAGGUUGAGGAGGUUCUACAUCCAUCUGUUCCUCAAGUGAUUGAGGAAGUUCUACCAUCUAAUCUUUCUUCAGAAGUUGAGGAGGUUCUAUCUCCAUCUGUUCCUCCAGUGGUUGAUGAAGUUCUAGCUCCUAAUCUUUCUCCAGAGGCUGAGGAAGUUCUAUCUCCAUCUGUUUCUGCAGAAGUCAGAAAGGUUCCACCUCUUCCUGCUUCUUCAGGAGUCAAAGAGUCUCUACCUCCUAUGGUUCCAUCCGAGAUUAACGAGGUUCCACCUCCUGCUUCUGUAGAGGUUGAAUACCCCAAGCAAAGCCCAGUUGGUGAUUCAACAAACAGCUCCAUCAGCGAUGUCUCAAGUGGAUACAUCUCCACAAGUGUCUCCACAGUGACUCUCUCUGAGUGUGCGGUCUCGAAUGUUGACCCUCCUCUCCUUGACAGCACAGAGGCCAAAAUAGACUCUACUUCCAAAAGGACUGAACCUAAAACAGAGUUUGUGCCAACAACCAGCACAUGCCCAGAGCAUCAGUCAAAACUUGAACCAGCUGACCUAGAACUUGGAAAAUGGGCACCUAUAGAAUCCCAGACAUCAGAAGAACAUGGUCAAGUGUCUCCUCUAGAUACAUCUCCUCAAAAACUCCUCAGUGUUUCUGAUUCCUUACCUCAAGAAACCUCUGAAGCCAACGUCUCUUCAUCUUGUUCAGCCGCAUCAGUACCAUCUACACCACUGGCACUACCAGCUGCCUCAAAAGCAACUGAUCUGUCAGUUCCAGUCAAGACAGCUAAGCCAUCAACACCUGACCAGCAAUCAAGACCUGAACAAAACGUCAAACCCACUCCUGCUCCCACCUCCAACCCUUUCCAAAUCCACAGAGUCAAGACCUCCGGCCUUAAGUCUUUCAAGGGAAUCCUGCAUGAAGAAGAUGUAGAGGGCAAAACUAAACUCGGUCACUCUUUAUCUUCACUGAGUGAGUCUCAAGAAAGACUGGAGAUCCUUUCAGAUUCAGAGGAAAGCCUAGAGACUCCCGACUGGCUGAAAGAGGGGGAAUAUGUGACUGUGGGCACAAAUAAAACUGGAACAGUCCGUUAUGUUGGACCGACUGACUUUGCAAAGGGCGUUUGGGUUGGAGUGGAACUUGAUGUUCCAGCAGGUAAAAACGAUGGUUCGGUUGGUGGUCGCCAUUACUUCCACUGCAACCCUGGUUACGGCGUUCUCGUGAGACCGAAUCGGGUCACGAAAGCGGCGGGUACCGCUAAACGGUCGAGGCAGAAACGCAAGCAGAACCUCUCAGGAUCUAGUCCCAACCUGGCAGCCCUUACAGCGAUGGCCAAAGGAGAAGCUGGAGCACGCAAGGGUGAAAACAGGAAGUCUUGGGUUAGCUGAGGACAAUGCAUCCUUGUUGAUGGACGUGUACAGAGGACAGUAUUGGUAUGGCACUGAAACACUACACUGAUACUUGCAGGGAUGUAACUGCCAUCUGAUUUACUAAUGCAUAUCUACACUACAUAGUGCUUAUAGUGUUCGAAAAACCUGUUUCAAUCCUCAGUAAGCAGUAUUUUUGGUAUUACUCUUUUUUUUUAUGUUUUUUAAUAACACAAAGUGCCCAGUUUACCUGAAGCCAAUGUCAGGGAGUAUGUGCAUGUGGAUGUUCUCUAAAAAAAUCAGGAUACUGAUGGAUUCACUUGAGUGCUUCAUUUCAUGAUUUUACAUACAGUAGGAAGUUGGGAUGGGUUUUACUUGUGGAGAUUAAAAGUGCCAGACAGUUUUAUUCAUAAAUGAAUGUUUUUAGUGUUGUUAUGGUGAGUUAGUUCUGUAUUUUCUGUUGGUUUGGUACCUUUGUAUUACUGUUUUUUUCUUUUUCUUGAAUGAGUAAUUUAUGAUCAAAUUGUUAUUUGUUUAUUUAUUUGCAGAUCAAA